This is a messenger RNA of Zeugodacus cucurbitae (melon fly), 962 nucleotides long. RefSeq names its product epidermal growth factor-like protein. The record is from RefSeq and is a predicted model, not a curated record. NCBI's taxonomy places the organism in Eukaryota, Metazoa, Arthropoda, Insecta, Diptera, Tephritidae. The transcript has 3 exons. Bases 101 to 748 code for a protein of 215 amino acids.
UUAUACGGUUCCUUUGAAUAUCGAAAUCAGUUGGUCUUUGAAUGUCGCGGGAAUUGCAUACCAUCUACGGAAGAGCGGGAAUAAUACGAAUAACGGAAAAAUGCGCUUAGCUAAUUUUUGGUUGCUUCUGCUCCUACUCGGUAUGAUAAGCAAUUCGUUGGCACAAAUUUGUAUAAGGAAACAUGGUACGCAAACUAUGCAUGUGUGUUGUCCAGGAUACGAUAGAGUGAAGGGCCGGUGCAUACCUUACUGCCCAAUGGGCUGUGAAAAUGGUAGGUGCACCAAACCGAAUGUAUGUGAGUGCAACGAAGGCUAUAAAAAACUGAAUGAUCAUCGUUGCAUGCCCAAGUGCGAUAAUUGUUCCAAUGGAGUCUGUAUUGGACCGAAUAACUGCAAAUGCCUUACCGAUUAUAUAUCAAAUGGGACUGACGACUGUGUGCCCGUCUGUAAGCGAGCCUGCAAGAAUGGUGAAUGCAUUGCGCCCAAUAAAUGUAGGUGCUCACAAGGCUAUCGCACAAGCGCAAAUGGUGAGUGUGAGCCCAUUUGCUCAAGCGGUUGUCCGAAUGGUCGGUGCGUCGCUCCUGAGACCUGUGAGUGCAACGAAGGAUAUUCACUAAGCGCUCCAAAUAUAUGUGACCCGGUUUGCUCAAGCGGUUGUCCGAAUGGUCGGUGCGUCGCUCCUGAGACCUGUGAGUGCAACGAAGGAUAUUCACUGACAAAUGUGUGCGUUCACGGACGGAUAAUGUAAUAAAAUGAGUUAGCACUUCUUUACUUUCAGAAAACCAACUUGGACUUAGAAGUAUAACUGGCAACGCGGACUUUGUUCGAGUGCUUUAGUGGAAACGGGUACUUUCGGACUUGGUUAUAUGGAUGAUAGUUUAGCGUUAUUAUUUGAGAUAACAUUCAUAAUUGUAAUUCAGUAAUAUAAGUAAAGAAAGAGAAUUAAAAAGUGUGACAAAAUA